ACUUCUUUCGUGAAAUGGACUUCUACAUUACAUUUUGUGUGUGAUUUAAAUUUUUGAUAUAAAAAUAAGUCUGAUCUGAGUUUAGAGUUUUGGGAAAAUAAUUGUCUCUGCAACAUCAUGCUUGGUUUUUCUAACGCUGGAAUUCCUGAUAAAUCAUGGCAGCCGCCCGUUGCUGUGUUAGAAACAACUAUGGGCCCGGUGGUUGUGGAGAUGUACUGGAAGCACGCACCAAUAACAUGUCGAAAUUUUAUGGAAUUGGUUCGCCGCGGUUACUACAACAAUACGAAAUUCCACAGAGUCAUAAGGGAUUUUAUGAUACAAGGAGGUGAUCCUACUGGUACGGGGAAGGGCGGCCAAUCUAUAUAUGGACCGACGUUUGAUGAUGAAAUAGCAUCAGACUUGAAGCACACAGGAGCUGGAGUGUUGUCAAUGGCAAAUGCUGGACCCGACUCUAAUGGGUCUCAGUUCUUUAUCACGUUAGCUCCUACGCAGUGGCUUGACGGAAAGCACGCAAUCUUUGGUAGAGUCCAGUCUGGGAUGGCUGUAGUGAAGAGAAUAGGUUUAGUUGAGUGUGACAAAAAUGAUUGCCCAGUUGAUGAUGUCAAAAUAGAAAAGGCAUACAUCCCUAAAUAGAAGGAACUUCUUUCAAAGUUUGGACUUCAGUAUUUAGUGCUAGACUAAGUUAAUCUCAUGUUUCUGCAGUGUGUGAUACACUACUAUUAUUUACUUAAUAAAACACAAUUUAAAGGUAACCAAUUUUUAUCUGUGUAAAGGACAAUGGCCCAAAAUGUAUUGAGCGAAAACCCAGAAUCAAUUAAAAUACUGUAAAUGUGGCAUAGUAAAAUAUAGGUAGGUACUACAUGAUUAAUCCAAAAAGAUCUAAUCCAGUUUAUCAUAGUCUCACAUUGUAUGAUCUUUCUGCAAAUAUAACCGUUAUAUUGAUCUUAACAAAAUCACAUUGUGAUAUGAUAAUCUUGGAAAAUAUUAUAGGUAUAGGUUAUUGGUUGGGCAUUGCUUGUAAUUUUCGUAAACGAAAUUCUUCCAGGAAUUCUUCACCAUUUUCAUUAGUACUAUGAAUCAAAUAGAACAUAAAACUGAAAACAAUGCCAGUUAUUCAUGUGCCCUGCCAUACAAAAUUCUAAUAAGCUGCAGUCUGCUGCAAUCAAUUAUUGUAUUUGCGAUCUUUUACUUAUGGUCUAUUUUCUCUAUUUACAACAAUGAGAUGUUACAUGUGAUAUACAUAAUAUGCUGUACAUAAUAAUUAUAUUGGAUAUCCGAGUUGUGCUAAUUGCUAAUACAAUAACUGAAAUUGUAAAUUAAUGUUUAAAUAUAAAUGCAUGCUUUUUCUGAACUUAACAAUUAUUUACACACCAUUUAAAUAAAUAGCAUGUUAAUUGUUUGUAUCAGUGUAUUGCAUAGUUCAGAUUUUUAUUGUGUAAAGUAACUAAAAGGAGAAGUGAACAAUAUUUUGUUGAAUGUACUGUGCUAUAAAAAUCUUAUCAUGGUGACUUUGUAACGCUGUUGAAGUAAAAUUGUAUUUCAGAAGUUGGGAGUACCAUUUUUAUA
Spodoptera litura is the source of this 1566-nucleotide messenger RNA. It is a transcript of the gene Cypl, whose product is annotated as peptidyl-prolyl cis-trans isomerase-like 1 Cypl. Gene Ontology annotation, biological process: protein peptidyl-prolyl isomerization; protein folding. Gene Ontology annotation, cellular component: catalytic step 2 spliceosome. NCBI's taxonomy places the organism in Eukaryota, Metazoa, Arthropoda, Insecta, Lepidoptera, Noctuidae. Gene Ontology annotation, molecular function: peptidyl-prolyl cis-trans isomerase activity. The record is from RefSeq and is a predicted model, not a curated record.